Urocitellus parryii (Arctic ground squirrel) is the source of this 1031-nucleotide messenger RNA. RefSeq names its product leucine rich repeat containing 72 (gene Lrrc72). Gene Ontology annotation, molecular function: protein binding. Lineage: Eukaryota; Metazoa; Chordata; Mammalia; Rodentia; Sciuridae. The record is from RefSeq and is a predicted model, not a curated record.
AUGUCCCGCGCCUUCCAGUGCUCCAACAAAUCUCCGGUCCCCGAAACUGCGCUACAGAAGAGUCUUCGGGCAGUUGAAGAUCAACUAAAGAUGUGUGGCCACAAGAGAGAUGUUGAUGUCUUUGAGCUGUUCCUUUCUCAAAAGGAACUAACAGAUGUCAUUGAUCUCUCUAGGUUUAAAAACUUAAAAUAUUUAUGGCUUCAUCAUAAUAAGCUCCAUGGGAUAGCAUUUUUAACUAGAAACUACUGUCUGACCGAACUAUAUCUAAACAAUAAUGCAAUAUUUGAGAUAGUAGGCCUGCACUAUCUGCCUUCAUUGCAUAUCCUCCUGCUGCAUCACAAUGAGUUAACAAAAAUUGAUGACACAGUGAAGGAAUUAAAGGGAAUGCUGAACCUGAAGACCCUAAGUCUAUACCAAAACCCUUUGUGCCAAUAUAACCUAUAUCGUUUAUAUAUAAUCUACCACCUUCCAGGAGUGGAGCUGCUUGAUCGAAAUCAGGUUACAGAAAAAGAAAGAAGAUCAAUGAUUACUAUUUUUAACCAUAAAAAGGCUCAUAUCAUUCAAUCAAUUGCAUUUGGAGGAAAAGUAGAUACCUCAUGGAACCCAAAAUUACCAUUAAAGCAGAAACCUGUCCAGAGACUACCUUCAGAUUUUACAUUUGCGGAUAAUGUAGACAAAACUAUGUUUGACAACCUAGAAGAUGCUGUUUUUGUAAGGUCCAUGAAGAGAUCACUGAUGGCUCUGACCACUUUGAACUGGGACUCUGUUCCAAUGCAAGAGGAAAAAUUCCUGGAAGAGAAAGGCCCAGAACCUCCUCAGCUGCUCACAGUAACACUGAGAUAACCCCCAGCAAAUGCUCAGUAACACUGAGAUAACCCCUGGCACUACCAGGAAUCCUAGUGGUACUCAGUUGUGUAUUAAACCUCCCUGUAAUUUAGCAUAUUAUAUGUUAAGUUGAUAUGACUUGAAACAGUUAAUGUAAACAGAAACACUAAGAAUGAAAAAUAAUUGUUAUAGUUAGGUUUUUUAAU